Messenger RNA from Capra hircus (goat), 627 nucleotides. RefSeq names its product myosin light polypeptide 6-like. Gene Ontology annotation, cellular component: myosin II complex. The annotation marks the transcript as partial. NCBI's taxonomy places the organism in Eukaryota, Metazoa, Chordata, Mammalia, Artiodactyla, Bovidae. The transcript has a single exon. The record is from RefSeq and is a predicted model, not a curated record. Gene Ontology annotation, molecular function: structural constituent of muscle; calcium ion binding.
UGGAGCGUCAAGAUAUGUGACUUCACCAAGGAUCAGACCACAGAGUUCAAGGAGGCCUUCCAGCUGUUUGACCGAACGGGGGAUGGCAAGAUCCUGUACAGUCAGUGUGGGGACGUGAUGAGGGCCCUGGGCCAAAAUCCCACCAACGCCGAGGUGCUCAAAGUCCUGGGGAACCCCAAGAGUGAUGAGAUGAAUGUGAAGGUACUGGACUUUGAGCACUUCCUACCCAUGCUGCAGACUGUGGCCAAGAACAAGGACCAGGGCACCUAUGAGGACUAUGUUGAAGGCCUUCGGGUGUUUGACAAGGAAGGGAACGGCACCAUCAUGGGUGCUGAGAUCUGGCACAUUCUCGUCACACUGGGUGAGAAGAUGACAGAGGAAGAAGUAGAGAUGCUGGUGGCAGGGCAUGAGGACAGCAAUGGCUGUAUCAACUAUGAAGAGCUCGUCCGCAUGGUGCUGAAUGGCUGAGGAUAUUCCCAGUGUGCGUGGACACUGCACCUUCCUUGUGGGAGAUUGUGUAUGUAGCCCGGAGGCUUCCUAGGUUCUCUUGUCACAGUAUUUUCCCCAGAUUCUCUCUCUUGGAUGAUGUCUACCAUCAGCAUUCACCAAAUAAACUUGUUCUCUGCU